GCGGCUUCCUCUGACACACACGCGCGCACACUCACCCCGACGCACACCCAGCACACUUCUCCUUCAUCUCAUUAACGUCCUGCACACACGAUGAGUACAGGCGGGCGUAAAUAAACACGGACAGGGGUGAUUAUUUUGACUACCGGAGGAGCUUUGCGGGGUCUCAGCGCAACUUUUGUUUUUAUUACGGAGAAGGUGCUCUCUCCAUGCGUUUCUCUCACUCACGGAUUGUGUAGGAGGAAGAGAGGCAGAGCGAGGGGGGAGAAUCACCUUUCACUUUAAGCCCGGCGGGGCUCAGAGAUAAAAGGAAGGGGGACGCGGCCGCGGCGGGGAGAGCGCCGCCGCGCACCUCGGAGACCCUUGCACCCGUUUCUGAGCGCCGCGGCCCGUUUCUCCACCGAAGUUGGCUCCAGCUCUAGCAGCCGCAUUGGAUCCCACAGCCUACUGCGAGACUCCGGUGUACAAUCCGGAUCUCUGCCCCAACAUGAUCGCGGCCCAGGCCAAGCUGGUCUACCAUCUGAAUAAGUACUACAACGAGAAAUGCCAAGCCAGGAAAGCUGCCAUUGCCAAAACUAUCCGGGAAGUCUGCAAAGUCGUCUCCGACGUGCUGAAGGAGGUGGAGGUGCAGGAGCCCCGCUUCAUCAGCUCUCUCAACGAGAUGGACAAUCGCUACGAGGGCCUCGAGGUUAUCUCCCCCACCGAGUUCGAAGUGGUGCUGUAUCUUAACCAAAUGGGGGUGUUCAACUUCGUGGACGACGGCUCGCUGCCCGGCUGCGCGGUGCUGAAGCUGAGCGACGGGCGCAAGCGGAGCAUGUCCCUCUGGGUGGAGUUCAUCACCGCCUCCGGCUACCUCUCGGCGCGCAAGAUCCGGUCCAGGUUUCAGACGCUGGUGGCUCAGGCGGUGGACAAAUGUAGCUACCGGGAUGUGGUAAAGAUGGUGGCAGACACCAGCGAAGUGAAACUGAGAAUCCGAGAUAGGUACGUGGUGCAGAUCACCCCGGCUUUUAAAUGCACCGGGAUCUGGCCGAGGAGUGCUGCCCACUGGCCACUGCCCCACAUCCCCUGGCCGGGGCCCAACCGGGUGGCGGAGGUCAAAGCGGAAGGGUUCAAUCUCUUGUCCAAGGAGUGCCACUCCCUGGCCGGCAAGCAGAGCUCGGCCGAGAGCGACGCCUGGGUGCUGCAGUUCGCCGAAGCGGAGAACAGACUGCAGAUGGGGGGCUGCAGAAAGAAAUGCCUCUCCAUUCUCAAGACCUUACGGGAUCGGCACCUCGAACUGCCCGGCCAGCCCCUCAACAACUACCACAUGAAGACUCUGGUUUCCUACGAGUGUGAAAAGCACCCCCGGGAGUCGGACUGGGACGAGUCGUGCCUGGGCGAUCGGCUGAACGGGAUUCUGCUGCAGCUCAUCUCCUGCCUGCAGUGCCGGCGGUGUCCCCACUACUUCCUACCCAACUUAGAUCUCUUUCAAGGCAAACCUCACUCGGCCCUGGAGAACGCUGCCAAACAAACGUGGCGACUGGCAAGAGAGAUCCUGACCAACCCAAAAAGUUUGGAAAAACUUUAGAGGGUGACUUAAUCGAGAGCCGAAACGAUUCUUCUUCUCAAAGUCCUGAUUGAGUGUAAACUUCCUGUUAGAUUCCUAAUAUUACGCUCCACAGUGCAAACAAUCUCUUCCUUAAAAAGGAACCGUCACACACCGUGUAGGCAUCCUCUCGCCCACUCCUCCGAGCCGAGGAAAGGUAGGAGAAGCGAUGGAGAACACCCUAAACCCACAAGUAUUAGAAGACUCUUCACACCGGUUUCACAUCUCUCUUGAAAAAAGUACAGGGCAGCGCCCGGAAGAGAGCCCAGCUGCAAUGCAAGACUACAGAGAACACUCUGCCUAACUACCAAAGGAUUAUUAGCAAUCCUGGUGACUUAGGGGCAUCUGUCUGUGAGUAAUGCGCGGUCUGGAUACACCAUCGGAAGCCAAGUGUAAUGUAUAUUUUUGGUUUGUAACAAAUAUUGUGAUCUCACAUUGUCUUUGAAAGUGUGGAUAUUGGUGUUUUGUGAUUUGGUGAACAGAAUUUAAAUUGCCAUUUUGGAUACUUCCAGACAUUUUCCACUAACAAAGAUACCAUUUAAAGGUAGAUUCCCUCCUGGUACUUUUACCUGUCUUUGAAAGUGUCUGAACUUUAAAAAGUUUACAUUUUGUUUCAAAUAUAUUGCUUGUUCUAUUUCUGA
Lepus europaeus (European hare) is the source of this 2223-nucleotide messenger RNA. RefSeq names its product mab-21 like 1 (gene MAB21L1). The coding region runs from base 485 to 1564 and encodes 359 amino acids. Lineage: Eukaryota; Metazoa; Chordata; Mammalia; Lagomorpha; Leporidae. The transcript has a single exon. The record is from RefSeq and is a predicted model, not a curated record.